Messenger RNA from Marasmius oreades (fairy-ring Marasmius), 1745 nucleotides. RefSeq lists its product as uncharacterized. The coding region runs from base 80 to 1330 and encodes 416 amino acids. The record is from RefSeq and is a predicted model, not a curated record. Gene Ontology annotation, molecular function: protein binding. Lineage: Eukaryota; Fungi; Basidiomycota; Agaricomycetes; Agaricales; Marasmiaceae. The transcript has 8 exons.
GGGGAAGGAAGGAUAUAAAGAUAAAGUCGGUCGCGUUACGGUUCUCGCUUAGCUUACUUCAGCCUGCGCAACCCAGGCCAUGGAUUCCUCUUCAACGCCGUGUCUGUCAUUCAUUGGUAUAGUUGAUUUCAGUCAAGAGGCGAGAUGGAUUUAUAUGACUGAUUCGGUCACGGACUUACUGGGAUACGAGCCUUCAGAGCUACGCGGAAGACCUUCACUUGAACUCGUUCAUCCAGACGAGGCAGCGCGGGUACGACAACUGCACUACGAAACGAUCAAACAAGACAAGGCUGCGGUGCUUGUAUAUCUCAGGAUGAAGCAUAAAAACCCUAUGAAAGGCUACAUUCUCUGCGGCAUCAGUCGAACUGUUGUCCAUAACGUCCUGAUCGGUAGCGUUUCCUUUGCCACAUCAGGUGCUAAAGCUCUGCAUAACGCGUCCACCGCCCAAGAGAUCACUGUCAUUAGUCCAGCACCGGAGCUGGAAUUUAGGCGGUGGCACGAUCCGUCACCGAUGCCUCCCAGUCCUAUCCCCCUCAGCCUCCAAAAGGUACCGCCAUUGGACACGAAUUGUCGUUCAUUGUAUUCACCCGCUAGCUCGAGUUCCUCAGCACUCUCUCAGACCUCGAGCCUACAACGAUCGCCGUCUCCGACGAGUUCUGAUCCCUCUUCAGGAAGCCCGGUGCCCAGUUCUCGACCGCCCACACAAACGCCUUCACCACCACCAUCACAUCUUAAACUACCCAAUCCGACCCGCGUCGCCUCCCUCCUGACCGACUCUUCCCCGUCUGGUAUAUCUUUCCCGACCCCACCCAGCCAAUCUUCCAGAACCGCUUUAAUCCUCAACCGGUUUAGUCGCCAUUGUAUGAUCAUGUAUUGCUCAAAUGACCACUUGAUCUACGCCCCGGGGCGUAUCAACGUUUGGGAGCAGCGUUCCUUUUUUGAUUUUAUUGCCACGAAAGAUGAAGAUCGAGUUCGGAGUUGGAUUGAUGUCGUCAAAUCUUGGGGAGUUAACGAGCGUGGUCAGCCGAGUGACGGUGGAUUUGGGUUUGGCAAGUUCGGGUUGGUCAGUGGUGGACGAUCUCUACCUUCGUCCAAUUCCCCGCACCUUUCGCGGGAUAGUAGGAUCCUACGGGAUCAUCGAGAACAAGAGCCUAGGCCGAGAGCUCAUCGGAAUCCUCAUUCCACUUCUUCAGGUCGACGACACUCACAUGCACAUGCUAACGGGGUCAAGGAGAUAGUGAUUAACGGUGGUGAAGAUGUGAUUGAAGUUGACGCUAUUUUCUCAGCUCAUUCGGAUGGGUUGAUGGUUAUUUUGAGGAGAGCCACAUAGGGCAAGACGACGUGUUCCGCGGGGGUCCUCAUUAGAAUGGAAGGGGGGAGAAGAACCAGAAAGUUCUGGUGUGGGUCCAGUAUGCGAUUACUGACCCAUUUUAUGCGUAGCCCCCCCACCGUCUGAGUGAGAUCUCUUUCUUUAUCCCCUCAAAUCAAUUAUACCUGAUUCACCGAAAAACCGAAAAACUUCCUCCCACCACCACUACCACCCCCUCUUCCCUGUUCCUGGCUGUUAGCUCAAGUUACGCUGUGGACCUGUAUAUAUGUAUACUGUACACCUAUUUCUUGUUUUACUCCUACCCUUGUGUAAAAUAUCCUUGUCCUCCCCUAAUGGUUUGACUCUCUGGGGAAAUUAUUCGCUACAUAUCUCGUUCUUGUGUUUUCUGGUUGCCCGGUUGUGUAGUGUCGCUCCC